AUGUCCACUGCAUCAUCAGGGGCCAAAGCCCUCAACGACUGGAGCGCAGCCCAAUACCUCAAAUUCGAGGAUGAGCGAACCCUUCCGGCACGCGACCUUCUCGCUCGAGUGCCCCUCACAUCCCCAAAGCGAGUGGUAGAUCUGGGCUGUGGCCCAGCCAACUCAACCGCCGUCAUAGAGUCGCGCUACCCCGACGCCGAACUGGUGGGGAUCGAUUCUUCCCCAGACAUGAUCCGCAAAGCCAAGGCGACACUUCCCCAUCUUGACUUUACCGUGGAAGAUCUAACCUCCUACUCGCCAUCCGGAGAAGUUGACCUCUUCUACUCAAAUGCCGUAUUCCAAUGGCUGAAGAAGGAAGAACGCUUCGAGAUCGUUAAAAAACUCAUGGCUAGCCAACCAUCCGGCGGUGUUUUCGCCCUCCAAGUCCCCGAUAACCUCGCAGAGCCGUCGCACGUUCUGAUGCGGGAAACUGCUACUUCGGGCCCGUGGGCUGAGAAGCUUGCGAGUGUUGGGAGGGAUACGUUUCAGACUCCUCAGGAGAUCUAUGAUCAGCUCAUCCCUGUCUCCUCUCAGGUAAAUAUCUUUCACACCAGCUACUAUCAUGCUCUUGAGAACCAUGCUGCUAUUAUUGAGUGGGUCAAGGGCACUGGACUGCGGCCUUUCUUGGAUCCCCUGCAGCCUGAGGAGAAAGAAGGUUUCUUGAAAGAAUAUCUCAAGCGCUUGCAACAAGCGUAUCCCGUCUGUGCAGAUAGCCGCGUGUUACUGCGCUAUCCGCGUUUGUUUGUGGUUGCUGUUAAGAAGUAA
This is a messenger RNA of Penicillium manginii, 804 nucleotides long. RefSeq names its product Trans-aconitate 2-methyltransferase. The record is from RefSeq and is a predicted model, not a curated record. The coding region runs from base 1 to 804 and encodes 267 amino acids. The transcript has a single exon. Gene Ontology annotation, molecular function: trans-aconitate 2-methyltransferase activity. Lineage: Eukaryota; Fungi; Ascomycota; Eurotiomycetes; Eurotiales; Aspergillaceae.